GGCUCACACUGGAAUGAUCAUUGGAUAUAAGAACCCUGACACACAGGACAAUGUGGGGCAGCAAGGAAAACUAGAGGGAUUGCAUGGAUGUAGCAGGCACACAGAGGUAAGAGGACAUGCUUUGCCAAACACUGUCUUUAUUGCACAUGUCCAAGUAUACAAUGUAACUGAUAAAUCACAGGACUCUAUCUCCUUGUAGAAUUACUGGUUACAAUGUGGGAAGCUGAAUGACUUUGAUCAAUGCUAAAUAUCCAUUGUAGCUUUGGAUUGUAAGCUUCUUUUGGGAAGGGAACUGUGUGUACUUAUAUAAUAAUAAUAAGAAAUAUCUAUUAUUAUUAUUAUUAUUAUUAUUAUUAUUAUUAUGGGAUUUAUUAGUAGAAAAAAUUAUUAUUAUUAUUAUUAUUAUUAUUAUUGACAAUUUUCAUUCUUAUGGGAUAGAAUUCUGCAUUUAUUUUAUUUUAUUUAUUUUUAAGAAAAUGUUUUAUUAUUAUUAUUAUUAUUAGAAAAUUGGAUUUAUUACUAUUAUUGAUAUUAUUAUUAUUAUUAUUAUUAUUAUGAGUUUUGUUUAUUGCUGUCAAUAUACUGAGGAUGUCAAGAGUCAGUUUUCCUGCACUGGGGAUUUUGUUUCAGAUCCAGCCUUACAUCAGGGAGUCCCCCAUUCAUGUUCUCAUGUUUGCAAUAGAAUGUGCAGGCAGAUUUGGACAUAGUGUCCCCGAACUCUGAGGUUAGCAGAGCUUGUUAUGAAUUAAAAUUCCUUUGUAUUACUUCUGGAAUUUUCUGUCAACGCACUUGUUGCAAUUUUUUUUUUUUUUAUUUUGUUCUCAUGAUGUGUCAGAGUGCAUUCAAAUCAGUCACACGAAAUUAUACCAUUUAACUGGGCUGAUUUCAUUGACUUGUCAGACUGUAAUAAAACAAACUGCUCAGAUGUGUUUGAGCACAUGAACAUGCGGAUGUAUUUAUAAACACUCCUGUAUGUUACAAGUAUGUGUAUACUAGUGUAGUGUGUGUGUGUGUGUGUGUGUGUGUGUGUGUGUGUAAGUAAAGAAUAUCAGGAGAUCUUGAGGCAGUAUGUGUGUGUCUCUUUAGAAAUGAUCUCUAUAUUGUGGCAGGGAUACAGUAGAAUGUGUAAUUUUUCUACACUUUAAAAAUAUAAUACAUUUUUUCAAUGUCCAGUUUUCCAAAAAAUGUCAAAAGAUUUGUAUGAAACAAAGUUGUGUCCUAAUUGAACACAAUUUGUAGGUCUGUACAAAAUGUAUCUUCUGUAGGUUUGUCAGUACACCGGUAUGGUGAAUUUCAUUUCAGCUGCUGUACUUUUCAGUUUGCUAUUGUUGGCAUUUGGGCAAGAACAGAUGACGAUUUCAUCAUUCAGCCAAUACAAAAAAAAAAUCCCUCCAAAAUAUUUGUCAGGAAUAUUCAAGAGGAUUUGAGUUGUUGCUGUUCCUUUAAGGGGGUGUGUAGGUGGCUAGAGGUGCACCUGCCACACAGGUAUGACUAGAAUGGUUGCUAAGCAACUGUCAGGGGUGAAGAAAGGUGAGGCUGAAUUUUUUUUUUUUUUAUAGGCAGGUGCCUUGUUUAUUUCAGAACAUACAGUAUUCUAAAGCAAUCAGCAUUGUAAAUAUGUAAUAUGGACUAUGAACCUUUUUUAACACUGUGUACAUAUGGUAAUGUUGUCUAAAGUUCCUCUUUAUGGUGUACAAUUUUCAUCAAACAUUGGCUGCAUUAUAUCCAUUUUUAUUUUUAUAUAACUAAACUCUGGUCUAUCUGAUAUCAAUAACUUAUAAUUUGUAGAUUCUUCAAGAUUCUACAGGUGUUUCUCCCAAAAUAUAAAUGAAUGUAAUCAUUUGUAUUUUUCAACCCUUAAUUAUUAUAAGAUUAAAAUAACGUUUAGACCACUUGAAAAUAGAUUUAUUUUUUUUUUGGUGGGGGGAAGUUAGUCAACUUACCAGAUAUUGAAUAGCUAAAAUCCAUCUAAACCAGCUGCUGGAAGGCUAUGGGAGUUCUGGUUCACUAAUCACGAGAGUGCCUUCAUUUUCCUUAAGGCGCUUAGAUUUGUAAGUACUGAACUUCAGUCAUGUUGAAGUUUUUUAAUGAUCAAGUAAAUAACAGCUGACACGAUUGGUAGUAGCAAACUGUUUGCUUGUUUCGUCAAGAACAUAAGUUGUGAGUCACAGGUUAUAUUGAUAAGGUACAAUGUGAUCGGUGGUGUAUAUCGUAAAUAGGUGUUGUAACAGUUUAGCACGUUAGCAGGAACGAAGUCAUGCUGGCAAAGGUAUUUCUAAAAAUGUAGACUAAGUCAGUAGUGCGUAAGUACAUUUUUUUUUUGUUUAUGUAUUUACAAAUUACGCUCAAAGAUCUCUUGUUAGAUAAAUUAAUCUAAUGUAUUUUAACUCCUGAUAAGGGCAUGUUCAUAGAAUAAUUGAGGAAAAUUAUAUAACGACUUGAAUUGUGCUACAACGUACGGUAGACACAUUUGCAUAAAUGUGUGCUACAUCUGUGGGCUUGUGGAAUUAAUUACCUUAGAUACCCUUUAUUGAUAGGUCUCCAUCUCAACAUUUUCUAUUGUCAUUUAUAGACACAGUCUGAUAGAAUUGGAGAUAUGUUUAUAUAGAAACAUGUGACGGCAGAUAAGAACCAUUCGGCCCAUCUAGUCUGCCCAAUUUUCUAAAUCCUUUCUUUAGUCCCUAGCCUUAUCUUAUAGUUAGGAUAGCCUUAUGCCUAACCCACUCAUGCUUAAACUCCUUUACUGUGUUAACCUCUACCACUUCAGCUGGAAGGCUGUUCCAAGCAUCCACUACUCUCUCAGUAAAGUAAUACUUCCUGAUAUUAUUUUUAAAUCUUUGCCCCGCUAAUUUAAGACUAUGUCCUCUUGUUGUGGUAGUUUUUCUUCUUUUAAAUAUAGUCUCCUUUACUGUGUUGAUUCCUUUUAGUAUUUAAAUGUUCCUAUCAUUUCCCCCUGUCUCGUCUUUCCUCCAAUCUAUACAUGUUAAGUUAAUUUAACCUUUCCUUGUAAAUUUUAUCCUGCAAUCCAUGAACCAAGACUGAAGCUUUCCUGUGCUUAAAUUUGCUCAUCUUUCAUGAGGAAGAAGAUACAGUAUAAAAAUCUCACCUCUUAGAGUUAAUUGAGACGCUGGGAUACAACAAAUUUUUUUUAAAGUAAUUGUUAAUGACACACUAAGAAAGAAUUUAUAACAAUAGACAUCAAUGCCUGCAUCUUCCUUUAGACUUCCUGUCUCACAUUUCCUCUGACAUAGGUCAAAAAGCCCUCACACGGUAGUUAUCAACAUGUGCCAACAAUUUUUUACGUUACUGGAAAGAUGGAUAACCUUUAAUGAAAUAAUAGCAUGGUCUUCUUGUCUGCCACUGAUCGCUGCUUGAAGUUUCGCCAAGUUACCAUGAACAUAUUGUUAUUCUCUCGCUAGACCAAUAGCAUCAAAAUUGUAUAACCUUUUGAGGUUACUUACCCAGCAAAUUGUAUUGUUGGUUUCACAGCCAUGAAUACAUAGAUUUUUAACUUUUAACGCAGUGUCCCACAAAGACUGCAGAUAUCGAGAACUUUGUGAUCCAAGUUUCCUGCAAGCCAUGUCCAAUGUCUGUGAAUUUUAGUUCUUCAAGAGCUAAGGUGGUACAAGUUGACUAGUUUGAUGCAUAGUUCAAUAGCCAGAACGCCACAACCUGUCCUUCCCCAAAAAUGUGUCCCAUCAUUUGUAAACGCUCUCAGUGUCAACACAUUAACAGAACACCUCCUGACAAACCACUAAUUAUGCACUAAGACUCUCAAGGACUUGUUUUAAAUCGGGCUCUCAAGCUAAGAAUGCUUGGCUCUAUGUAAUAUGUAUUGUCGCAUUAUUGAUUUCGUAGGUUUUGCCUAUAAAUAAAUUCAUUUUUGUAUGUCAUAAAAAGGCACGACAACAUCACUGCAAAUAGUGGGAAAAGUAUAUCACGGGGCAGGGUUGUAAAAGUAUAUCAAACAUUCGGAGAUAACACCACUUUUGGAAUACUGUCCCAAAUUAGUUCAUAAUACAUAACCCCAAUGUGUUCCGGGAUUUGUUAGCCUUCCACUAUUUUUUAUUUUUUUUAUUGUAGCACUUUUUUCUUCACUUUUUCCUCUUAAGUCUCAUUUGUGAAUUACUACGGUCUUUCAGUCACCUUUACCUGCGUGCAAAUAGGUCACAACACCUGAUGACAGCAAAAACAAGUUUGCAGAACGAUGCAUGUAUCAUCUGAAAUAAUUGUGUCAUUGUUUGGUGAAUAUUACAUUCAAAUAGCCCAAAUAACCCCUUGCUCAUACAUUUGUAUUUCCUCCCCAUUAGUCAUAAAUACUAUAGUAAGUCUUGGGUGUGGGGAGCUAAAAAUAUUAACUGAGCAAGGUGAGGAAGCACCUUGCAGCACAAUCUGACACAAAGUAUUUGGCAAAAGGUCUUGGUGCAGACCACAGAAGUUUAGCCGGUAACUCCUGAUUUGACUAAUUGAGAUCUUUAUCCUAAAAUGUCUAGAUGCUAUGGGGAGAUGCAAAUCUGCUUGUUGAUCAGGAAAUUUUACUAAAAUACCUGUGUAUUUUACUCAUGCAUUUCUCUGCAUACAUAAUGUAUGUCUUGUUGAUAGGGGUACUGAAACUGAAAAAGAGGAUGUAAGUCGCUGUAUUGAAAAUGGGUUUUUCCGGGACUCUCCAUGGCCGUAAGAAUUUGAGAGGUGUUAAAAAAAAUAAAAAAAUUCUAAAUUGGAACUGGUGCAAAAGAAUGUUCAUUUUCUGUUUAUCUACAAAUCCCAUCAUGCACACUGACAUCCUUAACAGAAAUGUUUAACAUUUAGGGAAACACGGUUUUCAUGAGCACUUUUCUUGUACACCACACGCAUGCUUAGGAUGUGUUAUUUAAUUUUUUUUUUCUUAUAUGGUAAUUUUAAGGGCACACCAAGGGCUAGGCCCCCUCAAGCACACCUACUAUGUUGUGCUGAGAGUCCCAUGAUCCUUAGCCGACCAAAGUGGAUGGUUAUGAAUAAUGGGAAUAUAAAUUUCGACAACCGAUACAUCCAUCUGACCCAUCUAGUCUGUUUGUUGCCUAAAAAAGAGUUGUAUUCUAGAUUUGGUUAAGUGCACCUGGACAUCAGUGUUGUCAAUCUCAAGAUUUCAUGAACAAUGUUUUAGUUUCUACCACCUCUGCUGACAGGAUAUUCCAUGUUUUUCAAACAACGUCUGUUUUUCCCUAUUUUUGCCCAUUCCCUGCUUCCAAAUCCAGGCCACACUGUCUUAAUCCAGCUAAUUUCUUUCUGUAUAAAAGUUCAUACUCUACAGCUUUUCUAAUCCUUUCAUAUUUGUAAUGUGCUAUCUUGUUAUCCUUAUCCCUUCUUCUGUAAGCUGUACAUAUUGAGGGGUCUCACUCUAUCUGGGUAUGUCUUUUUGUGUAGACAAUGCACUAGUAGAAUUGUAUUAUCUCCAGCAUUUCGGUGUUUGUGAAGAUUAUAUUUCCAGAACUGCCCACACAAUUCUUAUCAGGUCCAUUAAAUGAUGAGUAACAGGGCAUCAACAUCUCAAUGCAUUUCUUUUAAAAUAGACCCAGGCAUUUUAAAAAAAAGGUUACUAGGGUAUGAUGGGAUUUACAGAACUUGGUGGGAGUUUCAAAAAGUUGCUCAUCCAUAUACUUAUCCAUAUGUCUUAAAAUAGUAAUUCAGUCAGUCAAUAUAACACAUUCUCAUUUUCUUUCUAUUCCCUUCUGUGCAAACAUUAUUACCACGUGUCAUCUUGUCAGUCAAGGUUUAGAACCAGAAUCUAUUAAACAUGAAGUCCACUUACACUCUUGAUAUCUUAGACAGGAAGAAUUCCUAUAUUUAGCUGGUGAAUUCACGAUGUUAGAGGCAUCUUUGAGUUUUCUUCAGUUGACUCCAUGAAAUGAAAUGGGGACACACCAUGGUAAGACUCAUUACAGGUGUGCUUCCCUCACAUUUCGUAAAGUUUCCGAAAUAAGCAGAAAUUAAUUCGUUGUCUUGACCCUGCGAGGUCUGAGUUUGCAAAGUGGCCUAUUUUAUAAAACCACCAAUACUAUUGUAGUUAUUUAUUUAUCAUGAGCAACUGAGGGACAGAUGUCUACAAGUAGAAUAACCACUUAUUCCACUGGUUACAUUAUUUAUGUGCAAAUGAUGUGAUGUUCCAAAACGUGAUACUACAUUUCAAUUGGCACAGUUUUGGAUUUGGAUUUUUGACAUUCUAAUUGUAACAUGUUUUUGGUUUUUGAAUUAUCUGAUGUGACUCUGAAAACAAAAAGCAUCCUGCAUUCUUCUUGAAUUUCAGAAGCCAUGAUUACCAGUUGUGUUGUUGUUAAAAAUCUCAGUGCUACACACAACAAUAAUCUGUAUGUCUUUAACAGGGCCUCAUUAUUAGAUUCAAAUUUUCAACUUUAACAUCCGGCAAAAUAUUGUGUUUGCAUUGCUCAGUUACUGCAAAUAAUUCCCAGUACAAAUAGCAAUUUGCAAUUUCCAGUAAGUGUCUGAUGUAACAACAGUGAGAUACUACAGUGGCAAAGAUAUAGUUUGCCAACAACGGUGUGCAUGUCGUCAUCAUUCAGCACAUGUAUGUUUAGUCACCAAACUAAAAAAGUAAAUUUUUAUGCUUUGGUCCUAAAUUUUAAAUGUACUUUUAAUUCUCAUUUUAGUAAAUAACCCUUAUACCAUUUAAUUGCAAUUACAUCAGUGACCGAUUAAAGAUUGCAAAACAAAGGAAUUGUAGAAAUAUGCCUUUCCAACUUAAAUUGGCUUCUGUUGUGAAUUGAUAAUAUAACGGAGUAUAAUGUGUUACCUACUCUGAUUAUCUUAGUUAUAGGACCACCAUAAUGCCAGGGAAAACAAACAUGUUUUCCUGGCACUAUAGGGUUAUUAGGUCUCCCUCCCACUGGGCUGAAGGGGUUAGUUAAAACCCCUUCAGCCACUUGCCUUUUUCCAGCGCCAGGCUCCCUCAGCGCUGGGGAAAUCUCCACCUCCUGCCGACGUCAUCGGCACGUGUCCAUUCAAACAGCCCAUAGGAAAGCAUUACUCAAUGCUUUCCUAUGGAUGUCAGCAUCAUCUCAAUGUGAUUUUCACAGUGAGAAUCGCGAAAGCGGCCUCUAGUGGCUGUCAGCGAGACAGCCACUAGAGGCUGGAUUAACCCUCAAUGAAAACAUAGCAGUUUUUUCUAAAACUGCUAUGUUUUCAGCUGCAGGGUUAAAACUAGAGGGACCUGGCACCCAGACCCUUUCAUUGAGCUGAAGUGGUCUGGGUGCCUAUAGUAGUCCUUUAAUAUGCAACAAAAGAGUUAGGGUGAUACCAAUAAGGAUGCGACUUUAAUGAGGACACUGAUGUUAUCCUACAAAAUUAAUUUCCAGAAGAUGAUUGACUACCAACGCAUAGCAUAGAAGAUAUAAUUCUGCAAAAACAUUGUUUUUAUAAACCAAUCGUAUAACUCUAUUUAGUUUAGUUUUGACUAGUGUCACACUUUUAAGUAUUAGCCUAGUUUUAUUUUUGCAUAAUAAAUUAGCCACAUGGCUUCACUGUUCAAUAAUAAAAUAUAUUUUAAACCAUUUGUUAUGUCUGCGUGAAUCAUCCUAGGACUUCUGAAAUCCACUGGUUUUUUUUAUUUUUUGUAAAUAGCAUGGAAAUAAUUAACUUGGCUAUUGAUGUUCUUUACAAUAAGGCAUGGCCUCAUUUUUAAUGAAUAACCACCUACUUUACUAAUCACAUACAUAGUGAUGUUACAUUCCACAGCACUAGUUUAUACUGGGUAAAUGUUAUAACAAACUUACUGUAAAAGACAAAAUAUGUUACAAUGUUUUGAGACCCCUGACCGCUAUAUAAUAUAUAGUGGUUGUGUGUGUAUGUAUGUGUAUGUGUAUGUAUAUGUAUGUAUAUAUAUGAAGGCAUGGGGAAUGUGAGAUACAAAUGCAUAGCACUGAAUACAUGGGUUAUGAGACGAUAAUGGACCUAUGAGUAUUAGUGGCAGAAUGUGUGAACCUUUUUAGAUGGGAUUUUUAGGGAGUGUUUCAGAAUUUUAUGUGGUAGCGAGUUCUAAAAAAAAUUGAGCAACUCUGGCAAAUGAGAAGACUGAAUGAAAGCAGAGAUGUAAGAUGGAGCAGAAUAGUGUUUUGUAUUUAAAGAAACACCAUGGUGUCAGGAAUACAAACAUGCAUUCUUGACACAUAUAGUCUUGAUAUGGCACUUGGCUCUGAAAAGGUGAUUUCACCCACCUUUUCAUAUACGUUGCACUGAUAUGAGAUCAUCAAAAGAAAUUUGGAGGCUAUUGUGCAUGUGCGACAAGACACAGCACUGCACCAUUCAGCAUCUCCUUAUAGAGAUGUAUUGAAUCAAUGCAUAUCUAUGAGGAACGUUCACUGUUUCCAUGCAGAGCAUGUAGAUGCUGAACUGUGCAGCACUGGACGAGGAAGCAUCUCUAGUGGCUGUCUGAGUAACUGGCGAUAGCAAUGUAAACAGUGCCAUUUCUCUGAGAAGACAGCGUUUACAUUGAAAAAUCGCAGGGACAGGCUAUACACACUAGAACAAAUUCAUUAAGCUGUAGUGGUUCUGGUGGUUAUAGUGUCCCUUUAAGUCCAAGAUAACAAGUUUAAAUGUUUUUUUUAAGAUGGAAAAUCUGUAACAUAAAUUCCUGACCGCAAACAAAGUAUGGAUUGGGUUUGAGUAAUUAAGCUCCUCUGAUCAGGGUCUUCAUCAACCCGUUAUUCCUGUUACAUUUUUCAUAAUACUGUUAACCACUGUGGAAUAUGUUGGUACUGUAUAAAUGCUAAUAAUAAAAAUAAUUGAACACUAGAGCCAACCAGACCACUUCAUCUCAAUGAAGUGGCCUGGGUGCCAAGUUCUCCCCGUUUCAACCCUGCAGCUGACAAGAUUACUGUUCCUGUUCAACAGUAACAACAAUGUUUUCAUUGCUGGGUAAACCUGCCUCUAGUGACUGUCAUACUGAUCAUGUAAAGAUCAUCUGAUUGGCACAGCAUGGCUUUUUGCUGCGCAUGUGCACUAGUCUCCCAAUACUUUUAUAUAAGAAAGCAUUGAAUAGGCUGAGAUCAGGGAUCUCUGUGAUCUCAGCCAGAGACCAGUGAUGUGAAUUAAAGUAAGUAAACUCACUUCUUUAACCCUGACAUUGUGGGUCCGAUCACCUAAACGGUGAUUAGGACACUAUUGUGUUAGGACUACGUAUUUGUAUUCCCAACGCUAUAGAGUUUCUCUAAGGACAGUAGUAUUCAAGGCAGGCGAGAAUAAGGGAGUGACACGUAGUUUAUCUUCAGUAUCGAAAAAAUAUAGAUAGAGAUGCCUGUGCUACACUUUCUAAUAUAUUCUCUCCUCUUUCUACAUUCUUAAUCCAAAUUCUCAAAAACUCAUACAGAGCCGGAGAAUAAUUUUAUUAAACCUAAACUUACUAAACCUUCUUUGCUACACCCUGUGAAUUUUCUAAGCUGAUUUGUCAACAGUUGGUAAUCAUUAUACAUUCUUCCCUUUUCUUUUUUUUUUUUUUUCUUCUGUUAAAGUAGAGCUUCCAAAUUCACUCUCAUAAUACUGCCCAUUCACAAUUCUCCAUUCAGAUCCACCAGGCAGGUCACAUCCUUUGACACAAAGAGUUUGUUUGUCUGUCAUAAGCAAGGCUACGGGAUUUUUUUUUUCUCCUAAGAGUGGAAGCAAGCAAACUUUUAAAAGGGUAACAAAAAUAAUCUCUUUAUUUUUUUAGUUUUUGAGAGAGUAUAAAUAUUUUAAGUGUUCGAUAAAAGUUUAGAAUUCCUCAGGGUUAUUAAGCUGGCUGUGGUUGCACAAUCGGUCUGUUGAAAGAUGAGAUUAGAGCUGUAUUAGAAGUUUGACACAGUGUAUUGACUUGCAGAGAUGUGGGGGUAGGGUCUCUAAUAAGACCCCCGAGGCAGCGAAAAUUAACCUUGGUACUGCAGUUGCUUUGUAAGCUACCUUUUUUCCAGCUUAAGGCUAGCUGCAGAUCAUGGGGAAAUGUAAUUUGCAAACUUUUUUUUUCUUUUUCUGCUUUCAUUUCCCUAAGGCCUUGGGUAGCAAUACGAUCUAGCAAUGGGAAAAUGACAAGCUGAUUUUCUUGUUAACAUAUGGGGAUUCUUCAGAGUUUGCACUCUUUAUUUUUCAGCAAAUUCUGCCAAAUUAAUUUAGAUCAAUUCACAUAAUUUGGAAUACUUAGAAACCAGAGUCAUCUGAAUGUACCUUUCCUGGUUAAAUGCUUUGUUAUUAUUAUUAUUGUUUGUUAUAUGAUGUUCUAACAUGAUAUGUUAUAUUAAAGAAUCACUGUAGGGUCAGGAAUACAAACCAUCUAGCCCCUCCGGGGCUGUCUAUAUUGUAUUCAAGCCUGAAGUUGUAAUUCUACUUGUUUUUCUGAGUCUAACAGCAUGCAGUAUGCUGACAUCAUCAGAAGUGGUGGCCUGAUCCAAUCACAGUGCUUCCCCAUAGGAUUGGCUGAGACUGACAACGAGGCAGAUCAGGGGCAGAGCCAGCAUGAUUCAAACAUAGCCCUGGCCAAUCAGCAUCUCCUCAUAGAGAUGAAUUAAAUUAGUGAAUCUCUAUGAGGAAAGUUCAGUGUCUGCAUUCAGAGGGAGGAGACACUGAAUGUUUGGAUGCAUUUUAGGCAGCCAUGACCCAGGAAGGAUCUCUCUGAGUGGCCAGUGAAGUUAUCCCUAGGCUGUAAUGUAAACACUGUGUUUACAGCAAAAAGCCUGAAGGUAAUGAUUCUGCUAACCAGAACAAAUUAAAUAAGAUAUAGUUGUUCUGGUGACUAUAGUGUCCCUUUAACAUUAUUAUUAUUUUGGCUGUUAAAUAUCCUGAGGUUCACUGUAUUCUCCAUUGGCCAAGUAGAAACCACAAUAUACUAAAUGGGUCGUUCUAUUUUCAAAUGGACCUCAUGGCAGCGAGAUUUGAUAAAAAAAAAUAGCUCCAGCUGAACACUAAUUGAAUAGGAAUAAAAUCUUCCUGAUUUAAAAAAAAAAAAAAAAAAACCUACGUAAAGUUAGAGUAGGGUUAGACAAGAUAAUAAUGUUACAGUGUGGUUAUACGGAGGGAUGGAAUUGAUUUUAGGAUAGAACAAUUUACGAGGUCAUUGGGGUAGCAUUAAAAUGACCAUAGGCUUAUGGGUGCAAUCCCCGCAGUCUGUAUCAAUGUAUCUGGUUUUAGCAAUGCAAUUUAGUAACCACACAUUGAGAUCCUGCCAAGAUAUUUAGAAAGUCAGCUGAUUUUAACUGAAGGAGAGCUGAAUUGUAGUGCAAAUACAACUGAAACAACUAAAUUUGCUUUUGACUAUAGCCAUAUUGGUUUAGAAAGUGUCGUUUGAAACAGUGGAAUUUGAUAACAGAAUAUAGCAUUCGGCUACUUUUCAAUGCUUGGUGGAUAGCUGUGUUUGCAUUGAAUGUGCAAAUGUGUUUACAUCCGCUAUUUAGAAUAUCUUUACAUUUCCAUUUAAAAAUAUUCUGCUUACACCCUUUUUAUCACUCAUUUUUUAAUACAUGUUUUACUGAAGUAGUCAGACAUUGUCAGAGGUGAAGUUAGGAUAGAAUAUCAAGGAGUUACUAAUGAGGAGGAAGCAGUUUUAAAACACAACAGGAAGUAAAGUGUGCGCAGCAUAAAAACUUCCCCUUGUCUACGUUAAAUCUUUCCAUGCAAAUUAAAGUAUCCCAAUUAUGUAACCAUGUCAUAUUACUAUUUCUUGCAGACUGUGAAUGCUACUAAAGAUUUUUAUAUAGAAGAAAACCUCUUAUUCAUGACUUUUAUGUAAUUCAGUUAAUGUUUGGGGAGGGCUGUUUUGUUGUAUUGCUUGGACUCUUGGUCCAAUACAUUUUCUAAACUCACAAAUGUAUGCAUCAAUUUCUCUUGCGUUAUCAGAACUGUCGUUUAAUGUUCCACUUUCUUGUAAACCAGCAACUAAGAGAAGUUAUGCAAAUAAUAUUUAAAUAGCCAGUGAGUGAACUCAGCGAGGAGUGUGACUUUGAGGAGAAUAAAUUGAGUGCAAAUGUGCACCACUCCCAGUGCAUUUACUAUGAUUGCUGGGUUCAGCCCUGCAACACAUAUAUUAAUAAUUAAAAAUGUGUAUCUUUAUGCACCUGAAUUACAUAAGUCACUUUUCCCAGAAUCCUUUAGGUUUAGUUCCGGCUAUUAUUUCAGAAUGUACACAUAGCCAGUAUUCUCACAUCCCUUGCAAUCUGUCAUCUUGGGGGUUGUUCUCCAUCAAUUUAUAUGAGCCUUAACCAGCUAAAUGGAAUGCUACCUUUUUAUUAUAUACUUAUUACUACGGUAUAUUUGCAGUUUGGUGUUUACUUACUAAAUAUGCUUAGUGGUAAAUGUUUUGUCAUUUGUUUAUUUUGGCCUAAAAACUACAAUUGUAGCCAAAUUCUGUAUAUUUAUGUUAACAUUCAGUUGAUAUACUACUACUACACUAUCAAACACGUCUACAUUCCACGCCAUUGUUUGCAAUAGCAGUAUGCAAUGCAGAACAGCAACCAUUUCAAUUUCGAUCUCUACACAAGUGCUAACACGAAGAAAGCUUAAUGGAAAAAUCGCUCUGUUUUGGAACUUUUUGUUAGCAUAAAUGUAUUUUUCUGUCGUUUACCUGAGGUGAACCUAAGCUUAGUUGUAAGUGCAUAGAAAUGGAACAGGGAGCCAUUUUAGCCAUUGUCCUGUGCAGACCUACCUCAUUGGCCUCUCUAGGAUAAUGGCCAUUGACCUUAAUUAUUUGUUAUGAACCCACAGCUUGGGGUUGUAGUGGUUUAAAAAUAGACUUUAUUUUUUAUAGAAAGUCCAGCUAAAACAUUCAAAGACAAAAAAACUGUUUAAUGACUUUUAAAAUCUAUUAUUUCACAGCUGUAGUUGCUAGAAUCAAUACAUUUUAAUAAAUAAAUUUACUUUCUUUUGUCAGUGGUAAAAUUUACCCGAUCAAAACUUGUAAGUUUUACAAAUAUUAAAUAAUUAAGCAAGUUUUUGUAUCCGGUUUGUUUAGCAUCCUGUAUUUUGCCAGUCAUUUUUUUUUUGUGUGUGCCACCCACACCCUUUAGCUCAUUUCCUCAGUUCCAAAAAGUUUUUUUUUUGUUUUUUUUAAAUAACUAAAAUAAAACACACUUUGACAUUCUGUCUGCUUUUAAAAUGAGCCAUGUUCUUAAAUAUCUUCGCUGUUUCCAAUACGCCCAUGAACAUACUUUCCAGGUGCGGCUUUUCAAAAUAAUCAUGAAGCAAGUACUUUGAUGGAAACAUUAAACUUGGUACAUUUUUAAAUGGUGGGUGAACAACCUAGAUGGCUGACCUGUUAUAUUACACAGAGAUAAACUGUACUGUCUCUAAGGACAUUGACUUCCUUCACAAAGCUUGUUUAAUGGGUGGAGAUCACAAACUGCAUAGGUUGCUUCUAGUUAUAUAAACAAUCUCUUUUAGGUAACAGAAAUAUAUUAACUAGAUGCUCUAUUUUUUAUUUUUUUUGUAGUUUUACUUUGUUUAAGUGAUACUGUUGUCGGUUUUGUUUUUUGUUUUUUCUUAAGUGUUAUUUGUAGUCAAACACUGUAUGUUCUCUGAAUUUUUUAGCACGUUCUCCUAUUAAAACCCAGUUAUUUCUACAUCGUAAGAUGGCACUUUUAAAAGUGUAAACUACAACACUAUUUGUUAAAUGUUAUAGAUUGACUAUAGACCCCUUAGUAGAUAUCUCAUUAUUUCAGGCUAGAAUUGAUCCACACUUUUAAUGGCUAUAUAGAUUAUGCAUGAAAAAAUAAAUUAAGAAAAAAACACUACUCACGUUUAAAGUUCUAGCUGAUGCUACUAAUCCUCGGGCAAGCAGCAUCUCAGACCAGGAAAAAACUCAAGUCAGUAUCAUCUCAUUGUCAUCUAUGGGUGUCUGGUAUUAUGCAUUAGGACCCAUCCCAGCAGGCAUUUAUUGGAUUUGUAAUUUAGACCCUGCUGCAGGUUCAUUCAUCAGAUCUAAUGAGUGGAACUGCUGAAAAAGCAGAUGGGAGCUAUGGUAUGUCUGCUAUCACCCUCAUUCACAGUUAUGUUGGCUUGAGUAACUGAGUGUCCUUACAUACUACUGCAACUCAAGCCCCAACACAAAGCCUCUCAAUGACACAAGAAGUUGAAUGGCAUGCGCUGCACACUCAGUUUAAAUGUGUAUGGUCAGAGACAGAAAUAUAGUUAUUUGAGAUAUUAACCCCUCAAGGACACAACUUCAGAAAUUAAAGGGAGUCUGAAUGUUUCUGUCAUGUGUCCUUAAGGGGUUAAGGGACAAACUUAUAGUUAAUGAGAGUACAUUAUCCUGGUACUUAGACUGUCUUUAAUAGCUGACAUAUUAGGCUGUCUCUAAAAACUUGCGCAAUGUGAUAAAUGUACAUCUUAUUUACUUUUACAUCCCACCCCACUGUGAAGAAUGGGGGAAAAAACUCCCUAAUAUGUUAAAAAUAUGGUUACUGACAAUUUUCUGUUUUAGCAUUUUAUGGUUGGUUCCUGUCAUAACGUUACAUUUUGAUACAGUGUUUUCUUUACUUCAAUAUAUUUAAAAAUAGUGGGAAGAAAUGAUCAGUGCUGGAUUCUCAAGAACAACAUUACAGAGUAGGUUUAUUGUCUGUUACAAGGUUAGACUGAGGACUGUGUGUUUUGGCAUUCAUAAUGGUCUCUCUGUAAUGCAACUGGCAGUCUGUUUAGUAUGAGUUGUCCUGACACCACUGACGUUUCCACCCCCAUGCUCAUUAAGACGUUUUUUUUUCCUCUCUCAUUUUAAAAUUGGGCUUAGAUUGGAAAUUAACCCUAUGUAGGAAAAAACACAGAGAAAAUACCACAGUAACAAUGUUUUGGCCUGUAAAGCUAAACCUCUGUCUUAAUUCCAAUUAACAUUUUCCUUCUUUUUUUUUUUUAAACGAUCUCUGCUGUAAAACACCAUUAAUAUACUGUUAGGAACAUGAGCCCCAUUACGUAUUCCUGUUGCUGCUCUAAAAUAUGCAAGUCAGAUUUUAUCUGCUGCCAAAAUCUGUUCCUGUAUUACAAAUUCUUCACGGAAAUAAUUCAUUUUGCCAGUUAUUCGUAUUUUUUUUAAGUUGGCCCAGAUUUGUUCUGUCUUGUAGCCAUGUGACAAACAAAAUAGCCCGUGAUAGGUUCAAAGACUUUAUCAAAGCAGCACUGGAAAAAAAUACACAAUCUGCUUAAUUUCUGAUUGCUGCUCACACUAUAUGUCAGUGAUCCCUAACCCUGUCAUGCCAGAUGUUCAUUGCAUUUCCCAUAAUUCUCAGCAUCGUCCUAAUACGGUCUGAUCAUCAUGUGAACUGCAGUAUAAAUGUCCGAGGUGCUCAAGAGUAUCCGUCACAGCAAGCUAUUGUUUGUGGUUCUGUUAAGGUGAAUAUUUACGUUGUGGUACUUGUUGAUUCAUUUCACAGAUACAAAUGAUUGCGUGUUUAGAAAACCGGUUCUUUAUUUUGCAAAGUGCAUUUGAGUAUCAUGAUAAGACUGGCAACUUCAUAUUUAACCAAUCUGCAAUAACUAUUUAUUUCCAAUUAUCAAAAAAAAUGGUGAUUAAUUCCGCACAAGUUAACAAUGUUUUUCUUUUUUCUUAUUUAAUUCCAGUUAAAGGAUGAUAACUGCUUGUAGAUAAGAGCCCUUUAAAGCUGAGUGUCAAAAAAGACAAGAAUUGAAGAAAAAAAAAAAACUACAAUGACAACAGCUGGACUAACUGCGCAAGACGUUCAAGUACCAUUAAAAAAUGGAUUCCUACAUCACGGCCAAAGUAUAAUAAAUUCUAAAUCUUGCUGGACAAAUCAUGAUGAUUACGAAAGGUAUGUUGAAUUUCUACAGGAUAAAAGAGCAACUAGCUUGCACAAAUACAUUUCACAAGGGGCAUCAAUGUGUGCCAAGUUCUCUUUAAUGUUUGUAGAAAGCAUCAAAAUCUGGGAGGUAACUUGUUUGAACACACAGUUGGACAGUCCUGUCUUUCAAUAAAUCCUCAAAGUGGUUUUGUUAAGUUUGUGGCUUUUUUUUUUUUUUUAAAUAACAAUUUAUUUCAAUCACUUUAGUUCAUAUGUCAGCCCUUUACAAUAGUUGAUUAACGUAAAAAAAAAAAUAAAAAAAAUGCUAUAAUCCAGUUUACUUUAAUUAUUCCAUAUAGUAAUUUGGACUCUUCGUGUGCCUUUAAAUUAUUAAGGCAAGAGUAUCCUUUCAGGUUAAUAGGUUUAGUCUAGUAUUCAAAUGUCAACUGGGUUCUAACAAACCAAUGUUUUCUUGCAGUGCUUAUUAUGAUAUGGAGCCAAUUUCUUUGACAUACAGUUUGAAAUCACCUACGCAGCAUCAAAUUUCAUCAAUUGGUAAGUUUCCUAUUACUAAACAUGUUUAAUUUCAGUGGCCAUCUUCAAUAGUUAAGUAUUAUAAUAGAAUUUCUCCAGGCAAAGCCUAUGUUGCGAUCAUUGAUAGCUUUGCAACAGACAGAUUUAUCAUAUCAACUAGAGUUGCCUUUUUGUAUUUAAAUUGCAUUUGUAUUCAAUUAAUACUUAAGGUUAUCCUAGCACAAUUUGUUAACAGUUUCACUUUAAAUGUUAUCACUAAUCAUUCUGUUCUUUUUUUUGUCCAUUUUAGGACAUAUUUCAAGGCCGAUCAUAAUGAACGGACACUGCUGUUCAGAAAAUUGCAUGAAGGUUCCUUGGAAGAAAUCAAAUUUCCUUCAUCUUGGCAUACCUAUCAUAGAACAUUCAUCUACACACUAUGAAGAAGACCAAGUUGUUUCUUCUUUUAAAAAACUAUCAAUGAACAGUGGCUCUGGUUCUGAGAAAACACCCCCUCUCACACCUGUUAAAAGUGGACCACCACAGUUUUACCCCAGUCCGAACAGUGAUCGCAGUUCAAGGCCGUUGCCUCCUCUUCCGAUUUCAGAAGAUCAUUUACUAGACGAUGCAGAUAGUGAAGUUGAAUUCAUAACAAGUUCGGACACAGACUUGCUCCUUCAAGAUCCCCGAACUUCACCAUUUAAAUAUGGGGCUCCAAGCAGACGAAGCUUUAGGGGAUGUGGGCAGAUCAACUACGCAUAUUUCGAAUCAGCAUCUGCAAAAAAAACAGCAGAUGAAACCCCAACAUGUAACCAAAAUGGACGUGUACAAAGCUCAAAGCCUCAGAAACCAGAGCAACCUCAUAGGAGACUAAGGCGAUCGCAUUCAGGACCAGCUGGAUCAUACAAUAAAGCUACAAUUCGUAUAGCAAACUAUGCAAAUAGGACUUCCCCAAAUUCUGAUGAAGACAAGCCUGAAGUCCCACCAAGGAUUCCCAUACCCCCUAGGUCAUUAAAGCCAGAUUAUAGAAGGUGGUCAGCAGAAGUUUCUUCUAACACCUACAGUGAUGAAGACAGACCUCCAAAAGUCCCACCAAGGGAACCUCUAUCAGGAAGUAACUCCCGUACACCUAGCCCGAAGAGUCUACCGUCAUACCUCAAUGGGGUAAUGCCCCCUACUCAGAGCUUUGCUCCUGAUCCUAAAUAUGUCAGUAGUAAAGCUUUUCAAAGACAAAAUAGUGAAGGGUCAUCAAACAAGGUCCCUUGUAUAUUACCUAUUAUGGAGCAUGGGAAGAAAGCCAGUUCAACACAUUAUUAUCUUCUUCCAGAGAGGCCCCCAUACCUUGACAGAUAUGAAAAAUAUCUCACUGAAGCAAAAGACUCUGAGACUAAAGUACAGUCAUGGUCUAGUGAUGGCAGCAUUUCCCCUGGUUCACCAAAACCAGAUCUAACUGUUAAAGUAGAUAUAUGUAACAAUGCCAAACGCAAGCAUUUAUCUGAUGUGGUUUCACCAUAGGCCAUGGAAGAAUACCCAUAACAGGUCACUUAAUCAUGUUGCUCUUCAGGAUGUUACUUUAAAUAUGCUUUGUUUGGUUCUGAAAAAAGUCAAAGAAAAUAUUGAACUUUUGAGUCCUUUCAUAAGACUAUUUUCUUAAAUGAAGCAAAAAAAAUAAAAUAAUGAAGAGAUAUUGAGUCAGCAAAAUGGCUCCUUUUUACGUCAAAAGCAUUAUAUCAUUAAUGCCAAUGUGAUCGUUAAGACGGAAAUCCCCAAAAGUCACUGUUGGACAAUGCAUUACUGUAGUUCACAGUAAUAGUGCAUUUGGGGAUGUAUACAUAUAUGUAUAUACAGUAUAUAUAAAACUGGUAAGAGUGGACUGUGAACUGCUGAUACAUUUGAACAGAAGGAUGAAGCACCCCAAGUGGCUGGGGUUGCUGCUGCUACUUUACCUAGCUUCCCGGGGGUCUAACACAACCAGCCACCACCACCGAUCCUCUGCCGGGAUAAGCACUGGCAAAACCAGGGGCUGCUAUUGAUGAGCCCUGAACCUGCCAGAAUUUGGAACUGGGAGAAAUUGUCAGGGCAAGCACAAACUCUGCUCUGCAGCAGCCAAUCCUAGUUACAACCCUUAUAAAAGUGAGAUGUUUCUAAAAAAAAUUAAAAUAAAUUAUAGUGCAGUAUUUUUAUAGCAUUCUAUUUAACUCUUUUUAAAAAAAAAAAAUUUUUUUAAAUGUUAAACUAUUUCUAAACACGAAUAGCUCAGUCCUAAUAACUAAUUACUAGUUUGGAGUCUUAGGGAUAGAGAAAGCUUGUUUCCAGUUAUGUAUUCUGUGGAUCACGAGUGGCUUAAUCUGCAUCCCUCAAGCGGUCUUUGGACUGCAAUCCGAUUCAAGCUCAGCUAGAGUGGCUGAGGAUAAUGAAAGCUUAAGUGCUGAAGCAGAUGAACUGUCGGUGAUAUAACAGUGCCUGAUAUUUAUGUUCUAAUAAGCCACCGAUGCUCUAGAAUGGGAAUUGGCAACCUACGGCACUCCCGAUGUCAUUGGACUACAACUCUCAUAAUGCUUUUACAGCUAUAAUGCUUGCAAGGAAUCAGGGGAGAUGUAGUCCACAACAUCUGGAGUGCUGAAGUUUGCCUACCCCCACUCUCUAGGUAUUGCAUUGACAGCCUGUGUUGAACGAUGAAAAAUGUGGUUAAUUCAAAUUCACACUCAUUUAAAGAGCACUGAUAGCACUUGCACACUAGGUUCACUGGUCUGCCAACUUCUGCUUAAAAAAGAAACAGAAAAAUUAUAUAUGGUCUGAAGGAAGAGAUAAAUAUGCUUAAAAUCCAGUGUUCUUUUCUAAAUCUUUUAGUGGAAUUUGGGAAGGGGGAGGGGAGGGUGUUUUAAGAUUGCCUGUACACUUUUUGCAUUAGCCGUGCCUUCUUUUAUUUUCAUUCUUUUCCAGUGUGUUAUUAAUAGAUCUGAAACACAAGCUGGCCUUGUGUUACUGUUAUCUGUUCAGUAUUUUUAGUUUUCUGUGUGCUUUUCUUAUUUCUUUUAGCAAGACACUAUACCAGUCACGGGCACACGGCAAAAGUACUUGCAUUCUCAAAUUCUACCAGAAAUUACUGAGAUAUUCUGCUACUGCAGACUUAUUGCCAAGGUCAAUAAUGGGGUUGUGUGUGCAUGUUCAUAGUACAUCUAUCUGUAUGUGUGUAAAAAUAGAACUGUACGUAUGGAUGACUGGAUACAAGUAAACUGACCAAUUUAAAUGUUUUCCUAACUAUUUUGGUGCCAAAAUUUGUGCAAUUUAUAAGGGUACCUAUUUUUUGUGUGGAUGUUAUUAAAUAUGCAUAUGUCAGUCUGUAUCUAAUUUAAAAAAUGCAACCAUGAAGUAUGCAUUUAAUUAAACUGCCCAUUAAUUAUUAGACUAUCUGGUCCCCAAUUUCCUGCUGAUAGUGUGUGUGUGUGUGUGUCUAUAUCCAAACAUAAAUCUGUUGACUUUGUCAACAUUUUGUCAAUAUUUGAUUUGUCAACAUUUUGCCCCAGUGACUUUUUUUAUGUGUUUUAGUUGUGGCACUAUUUCAUUUGACUCAGAUUUGAGAUCCUCCCCUUUAAGGACAAACAUAUAUGGAAUACAUAUAAUCCUUAAGGUUAAAUUACUGUUAUUUUCUUAACUUGACACUAGUUUUGCAAUUCAGAGAUUUCGGAUUGGGAUGAUUAAAGAGAGUGAUAUCAGGAGUCCUAUAAAAAUCUUACAUCUCAAAUAAUGUAAUUCAUCUCAUCUAUUUGGGUAGCAAAUGUCGAGGUUAACCAUUUGAGUGCUGGGUAGAAGCAAGCAAAACUUUGCAAAAGAAAUGCAUUGCUUCCAUCAGCAGCACUUGAAAAAGUUACAGACUUCAUUGUUUUGUUAACUUAAUUUAACAAUGAUUGUGCCUUUUUUUGGGGGGUGGGAGAGGGUUGCGACCUGUCUUGUAGGCUGCUUUUCAAUUUUAGAUCCAUUGGGAAGAAAUUGGUAUGAUUAAGCAAGUUUUCUAUGUUCUGUUUUUUUUCUCAUCUCAGUCUCUAUAAAUGUUGUAACUCUUAUCAGAGAAGGUGCUGCUGCUUAACUUUUUCACUGCCAGAGCGAGACAGCCAGCUUUCCGUGAGGGGUCUGCUCUGGCACCCGAAGGGUUAAAACAGGUACAAUAUUGUAUUUGUCUCUUCGUAAAUCCGGUGAUACACAAUGCUGUUUACAGUAUGAAACUGGUGUGUAUGAUGUAAAAAUAACUAUUUAAGUUACUGUUUGUUCUGUUUUUUUAUUUUGUUUAUUUUUUCUAAUACAAAAAACUAAAUGAAGGUAUAAAUAUUAUGCUAGCAUAAAUGCACUGAUAUUAAUGCAUAUGUACAGUAUUUGACAGAGAAUCAGUUUGUUGUUGUUGUCUUUUUGAAAAUUAAUAAAACUAUAAUAUUUAUGACACAUUUAAUUCAGACUUCCUCUCUUCAUUUGCAUUUUCUUUUUAAAUGGGGCUAAAGCACAGAAUUGCGGAUAUUCGCUUAACCUCUUGAUUUGGCAUUGUACAGUAAAAGGAAACAUAAAUAAUUUUUAUAUAGGGGUGAAUGACUUUAUGGCACUGAGCACUUAUUUCACAAGUGACAGAGCAAGAUUCAUAGUGAAUGAAGACAAAGAUCCCCUACUCCAUUGAUUAAUUUUGCAACAUUUUGUUUAUAAUGCCCAUGGUGCAAGUUAUUUGCAAAAAAAAAAAAAAAUUACAAUCAGAAUUUAUUUUUCAGAACACAGAAAA
Molecule: messenger RNA, 21006 nt
Organism: Pelobates cultripes (western spadefoot toad)
Lineage: Eukaryota; Metazoa; Chordata; Amphibia; Anura; Pelobatidae
Source: the annotation of a GenBank genome assembly